AUGCUUAUAUUUCUAUUGAUUAUUGUAAUUACAAGUGGAACAGAAAGUAUUAAUAAUAAAGAAGAAAGAAAUAGAGAAGUAACACAUAUACAAAUAGAACCAAAACAACACAAAAUAAUGUAUAAUGGAUAUAAUAUACAAUUAAAAGGGGGAGAUAUAUCUGAAGCAGCCAAACAUUCAGUAGAAGAACAAGUAUCUCAAGAAAUACCUACAGAAACAAAAGUACAAGAAGAAGUUGGAAAUCAUAAUAAAGAAAGGAAAGAAAAAGAAAUAGAUGGGACUAGUGUAAUAAGUCCUGAAAGUUCAUCAAGUGAUGAAAAAAGUAAAGAAGGAACAGGAAGUAUAAAAUCAGGUCAACAAACAUCGACAAAUGAACUGCCUCAUACAACUGCACCAAAUACACAAACAAACACGAACGAAGAUAGUCAAGCAGAAAGAAAAGAUCCAAUAAGUACAUCAACAACCACAACAAAAGACAUAACCAAACUAUCAAAUGGAGCUGAUACAUUAUCGAGUGGAAUAAGUGGGAAAGAACAAGGAACAACAGAUACAACACAAUAA
Entamoeba histolytica HM-1:IMSS is the source of this 561-nucleotide messenger RNA. RefSeq lists its product as uncharacterized. NCBI's taxonomy places the organism in Eukaryota, Evosea, Mastigamoebida, Endamoebidae. The record is from RefSeq and is a predicted model, not a curated record. The coding region runs from base 1 to 561 and encodes 186 amino acids. The transcript has a single exon.